Melanotaenia boesemani (Boeseman's rainbowfish) is the source of this 3403-nucleotide messenger RNA. RefSeq names its product protein kinase, AMP-activated, alpha 2 catalytic subunit (gene prkaa2). Bases 761 to 2158 code for a protein of 465 amino acids. Gene Ontology annotation, molecular function: protein serine/threonine kinase activity; ATP binding. Gene Ontology annotation, cellular component: cytoplasm. The record is from RefSeq and is a predicted model, not a curated record. The transcript is spliced from 10 exons. Gene Ontology annotation, biological process: protein phosphorylation; intracellular signal transduction. Lineage: Eukaryota; Metazoa; Chordata; Actinopteri; Atheriniformes; Melanotaeniidae.
UUGUCUCAAGUAAUCGCUGGUUCCUCGCAGUGAGAACAGAAGGGCCCCGCCCCACCCGAGUUGCCCCACACAGGCAUCCAGGCACCAGCACACGCACCGCACCGAGCGAGCUCAGCCGUCGGUAACGGAGAAGAUGGCUGAGCGGCAACAACAGAAACACGAAGGCAGGGUAAAGAUCGGCCAUUACAUCCUCGGCGACACGCUCGGAGUGGGGACAUUCGGGAAAGUGAAGAGUUAAGUCAUGUUUUUGUGUCAUGCGGAGCUUAAUGUGAGCAUUUGAGGCUGUCAGGCGGAGUAGUUAAUGUGAAGUAGUGGCCGUGCCCCCCCUUCUCGACGCACCGUGUUGAACUUGAUAGUAAGCAGUUUGCGUAACUCACCGCUUUACGGGCAGAAAUAAGAUUGAAUUUGGGCCGUAAGUGCGCUAUGAGAAUCCGACCAUUUCAAAGUCACAUUCUUCCACCAAAGCCCCCUUCUAGCCACAGUUACCAGCUAUAGCAGGUGUAAUUACCUGGAGGGCAACAGAGAUGCAGAGUCACGCUGUCAUUAUCAUUUCGUAGCAUUAAACAGUUCAGACUUAUGAUAUGUUGGGGAGCAUCAGUUGACAGGCCAUAAAGUGGCUGUGAAGAUCCUGAACAGACAGAAGAUCCGCAGUCUUGAUGUUGUUGGAAAGAUCAAACGAGAGAUCCAGAAUCUCAAACUUUUCAGACACCCACACAUCAUCAAACUGUACCAAGUUAUAAGUACACCGACAGAUUUCUUCAUGGUCAUGGAGUAUGUGUCAGGAGGGGAGCUGUUUGACUACAUCUGCAAAAAUGGACGGGUGGAGGACACGGAAGCUCGACGUCUCUUCCAGCAGAUUAUCUCAGCUGUAGACUACUGCCACAGGCACAUGGUGGUACACAGAGACCUCAAACCCGAAAAUGUCUUGCUUGAUGCCAACAAGAACGCCAAGAUCGCAGACUUUGGACUGUCAAACAUGAUGUCAGAUGGGGAAUUUCUACGAACUAGCUGUGGCUCACCCAACUAUGCAGCUCCAGAGGUCAUCUCAGGAAGGCUGUACGCGGGACCAGAGGUGGACAUCUGGAGCUGCGGGGUGAUCCUGUACGCCCUGCUGUGUGGCACUCUGCCCUUUGAUGAUGAGCACGUUCCCACACUGUUUAAGAAGAUCAGAGGAGGCGUCUUCUACAUCCCGGAGUACCUGACCCGCUCCGUGGCCUCGCUGCUAAUGCUCAUGCUGCAGGUGGAUCCACUUAAGAGAGCCACCAUCAAAGACAUCAGGGAGCACGAGUGGUUCAAGCAGGACCUGCCAGGCUACCUGUUUCCUGAAGACCCGUCGUACGACGCCACUGUCCUGGAUGAGGAGGCUGUCAGAGAAGUGUGUGAGAAGUUUGAAUGCACAGAAUCUGAAGUUGUGUCCAGCCUCUACAGUGGAGAUCCACAGGAUCAGUUAGCAGUUGCCUAUCACCUCAUCAUAGAUAAUCGUCGCAUCAUGACCCAGGCCAGUGAAUUCUACUUGGCAUCCAGUCCUCCGCAGGGCUCCUUUAUAGAGGAGGGCAUGCCGCUGCCUCCUGGGGUCAAACCCCACCCAGAGAGGAUGCCCCCACUCUUGGCUGACAGCCCCAAGUCCCGUUGUCCCCUGGAUGCCCUCAACACCACCCGGCCCAAACCGAUGGCAGUAAAGAAAGCCAAGUGGCACUUGGGUAUCAGGAGUCAGAGUAGACCUUAUGAUAUCAUGGCUGAGGUGUACAGAGCCAUGAAACAGCUCAGCUUUGACUGGAAGGUGGUAAAUCCGUACCACCUGCGAGUACGAAGGAAGAACCCAGUGACAGGAAACCUGGUAAAAAUGAGCCUGCAACUCUACCAGGUGGACAACAGAUCCUACCUCCUCGACUUCAAGAGUAUCGAUGAUGACAUCAUCGAGGCCGUUGGCUUUAAAUCGGGGUCGUCCACCCCCCAGAGGUCAGGUUCCACCGCCGGUCUCCACAGACCCAGACUAAGCAUCGAUUCUGCAAGCCCAGCGAUUGAUCUGCCCCUGCUCAGCUCCUCUCUCCCUGGAUCCCUGUCCGGUAGCUCUCCUCAACUCACCCCACGCCAGGGAUCACACACCAUGGACUUCUUUGAAAUGUGUGCCAGCCUGAUCACCACACUGGCACGCUGAGACCUGCUGAUUCUCAACCUUCCUGAAACCUGGAUGUCAGCGGGGUUUUUAAGCUAACUGCAAAUCUGGGAGGUAGGAAGUUGUAGAUGUUUGGAGUGACCUCCUCUUUCUGUUCUCCAAACGGCACCGUGAUAAGCAAUACCCAUGUGGUGUUGACCUCAGGUGAAUGGAGAGAGAAAAAGGGAGUAAAAUCAGAGUUUUGUUUUUGAUACAGUCAUUGGGUUAAAUCCCGGUGGUCAAACAAUGGGCCACAGCUUGUGAAAACUGAUUAUAGGAUUUGGCUUUGUUGAUGAACUUGUAGAAGUCAGCAGAAUGAAAGAGGACGGAGUCAGCAAAGAUCAAGUUUAAGGUCACUCCUCCAAAAACACCUUUAAUAUUUCAUUAACCGCUGAACCUCGUCAGCAACCGUAACAUCCUGCAGAGUUUGCCUCAGACACUGAUCAGAGGUCAGUUUUGCAGCUUGUCUCGCAUGAGAUCGGGGCGAUCACCGUUAGAGCUGAGUCACACAGAAUUCUAUGUCAGGUUUUAUAUGGUCUGUAAAAAAGCUCGUUUUCCAUGUAUAUUAUAAUCAUAUUACAUAGCUGACAAUGUUGACAGAGUUAUACCAAAUAACAGACUUUAUACAUCAGAAAGAUUAUUAUUAUUAUUUAGGUAUCAGAUCCAUAUUUAUUUUUUUGAAAGAUUGUUUUUUUAGGUACUGUAGUUAUAUUAUUUUAGGACUACAUCACAAAGUUUUAACCUAAUUUUUAAAUAGAUUGUAGAUGAUAAAUGAAUCACCAGAGACAGCAUGAUGGUGCAAAAUAUGAAACUUCUUUUGUGUAGAACACACAUGCACACCAUGUCACAUGGAUUUUGCUGCUCGCUAUCUUUGUCUUGCAAAUAUGCAACACUCACAGAGCUCGUAAUAAAGCAGCUGCCGCUCGGCUUCUCAGUGCUGCUCCAACAGAAUGCAAAGUAAUAAAGCAAGCAAAGCAGACCUGUGACUUCAGAACAGGCAAUCAGUCAAGUAUGCAGUAAUCUUAAUCACAACAGAUGUCUCGUGAUGCAACAGGAAUGUUUUAGUGUAGCAAACAUUGUCACAUUAAGCCUUUUAAGUAGUGAGAAACACCACAAGAAUUCGAAGCAUUGAAAUGAAUUUUCCAUGAAUGACUUCUACACAUUAAACACAUUCUUCUCUGACAAAUCUGCAGACUUCAUCAGCCAUACGUCAGUUGUUCUGUAACCAGAUAAGAUGUUUAUAGAAGU